UCAAGUGAGGGUCAUGUUUCUCGUUCUUAUUUCAUUGAAAUAAUGAGUUUCAUUUUGAAGCGUUUAAACAAUGAAGAAACAAUUCUUCUCAGCCGGCAAUGUUACAAAACCUGUGGACGCGACAAGACGAAUAAUAUUGUUUGCCUCAGCCCAGUAGUUUCUCGUUUUCACUGCGUAUUCUUUCAGAAGGAUGAUGGAAUUGACAUCAUCGAUCUGGGGAGUGCAAACGGCACGUUCGUGAACGGUACAAAAGUCACACCAAAGGUGAAGACUACCCUGAGCGUGAACGAUACAGUGGGUAUCGGUUGUUUCAACGUCGAAUCUCUCGAGGCUCAGGACUUCGUGUACCUCCUGCAACUGAGUCCAGAUGACUCUCCGAAUAAUGAUCCAGGUCCCAGCACAAAACGUAAGAUCGACUCAGACUCCACCCCAAACAUACCCAGAAAGGUGAUAAGGGUGGAGGAUCCAGAGGUAAUCAGUAUCGACGACGACUCCGAGGAGAGUUCACCUGUGACGAGCUCGAGAGCCCGAAAAAAGAAGUUGACUUCACCGGGAGCAAGAAAAUCCUCUCGAGUUCUCGAGGAUGACAACUCCGAUGAGGACUUGAGGGAACGUCUUCGGAAGAAACGAAGAUCGAAAAAUGCCUCAGUGGAUUCAGAAAAAACAGCUGAGAACGGAGUGAAGCUGCUGAACGGACACUUAACGCCGAAUCCUAGAGACCCAAAGUCCCCAGUGGUGAUAAAAUAUGAAUUGGACGUCAGAGACCAUGUACCUCAGCCUUGUGCCUCUUCUUCCCAGACAGCCUCUCCCUCUGUAUUAGUCAAGGACGAGCCCAGACUCAGCUAUUCCCAGAUAGAUUGCGACGACUUCAUCGACGACGACGACGACAUCUUCUCCCAGAAAUCAGACUCAGUCCAAAACACUCCAGACAGAGGCAACACUGACCUCCAUUCGGACAACAAGGGGCAUUUAGAUGGCUUCACAGAUUUAUUUCACAGUCAGGAGAAAGAGCCAGAUGUUGUUACACUGUCUGACGAUGACGAUGACGAGGACAAUCCGUGGUUGAUGAGACUUUACCAGAGUCAGUUGUUGAAUGAGAGUCAGAUUAAGGAGGAAAAAGGAGGCGAUGAUGCUGUUAACCUGCAGGCUGCUCUCCAGGAUCUCAAUCGUUUGAAUUUACCAAAUGACGAUGAUGAAGAGGAGGAGGAGGAGGGGAAAGACCAGAUGGAACAGGUUGAUGUCGAGGAUGACAUCGAAGAACGUCUUCCUCAGGUUGAGAAAGUAAAAAAAGUGUCGAAGGACGAAGCGGUGGCCAUCGUUGAGCCCAAAAGAAGUAAAUCGAAGUCAUCGACAUCCUCUACGAGGAGCGCAAAAUCAUCGAUCAACACGAGAGCUCAGGAGCCUGGGGAAAGUGGAGAGCGUGAAGACUCGAAGAAAUUGAGGGAUUCUAAAGCGCCUAAAGUAUCUAGGCAGUCCAAAAAAAUUAUAGACAGGACUAAAAAACAUGAAAUAUCUAGGAAAUCCAGAGUCAGUGUAUCUAGUCACGAUGAUCAUUCUGAUGAUUCUGAGCGCAAGAAGCAUAAAGAAAAGUUACAUAAAAAAAAAGAGAAAGUCGAGACGAGAAGUGGUAAACUAGAGAAGUUGUCAGUGAAGAGUUUCUACAAGUCAAAAUCUGAGGACGAGGAGGAGAGGAGAGCUCUGUCUUUCGACGAGCCAUCGACAUCGAGAAGAGAUAGCAUAGAGUCAAUAAUCUCGAGAAGAUUUAGCGGUGAAAAGUCGCCCCUGGAAUCCAAGCGGGUGAAAAAGAUCCAGCAGAUCGAUCCCCCCUUCCUCAAGAAAGGAGAGAGACGAGGAAUCAGCUGUGGUAUAAAAAAAUUCGACGGGUCCAGCGAUCCUAAUGCUUCAACGUCGUUGGGAAAUGCUGAUGACUUCGGUGAGGACUCAAGUGACUUUCGCCCGUCUACCUCCAAAUCGGAGAGACUCACAGCUAAAGAGAGAAAGGAGAUGGCGAACGACGAUAAGAUUCGGGACCUUCUUUACAAGAAAGAGCAGACAAAACGAAGACUCCAGCACAAAUGGGCGGACUGUCUACCACCAGGGCAACGUCGACGCUCCUCCCUAUCCAAAUCCAAGAGGGACGAGAUAAAGCACGAUCGAAAAGAAAAGCUCAAGCAAUUGGCAGUCGAGAAUAAGAAACAGACGUCCAGUGAUUUGCCAGAGAAGAGAACUUGCAAACCCAAGGCCAAAGUCUCCAACAAAACUCGUGGUGAUUUUCUCAUUGAAGAUACAGAGAACAACUCCAAAAUCCAUUCUAUAUCAAAGAAAUCCCGAAAAUCCGUCGAUGAGAGCGAAAUCUCCAGUCCAAAUGUCUCUACGACUCUUAAAACUCUGGGAGAUAAAAGCGACAAUGAAGUGCCUUCGGAAUCAAUUCGAAAAUCCCCGCGGAAGAUAAAACUGAUACCAUCGCUUCCGGAGGCGUCGUCGAAAAAAUUUACUACAAAAAACAUAAAGCAAGCCAGUAUUAAACUAAUUGACAUUUUUAAGACGACGAAGAUUACUAAAAAGGAUAAAGAGAAGGAGAAUCGUGCGCCGAAUGACAGCAAAAAGAAGGUGACAUUCAGUACUGAAGAGCCUCAGGUUCGCGAAUUCGAGAUAGACCCUGGAAAUACCCUGAGAAAAUGUAUACAAAAGGAUGCACUACUCCCACAGAAAUUCUCGAGACCUGUCAAUCAGCCAGACCCCGCGAUAAACAAUCCGAAGCUCGAGGAGUUCCUUCUGAAGCUUUUCCACUGGAAUCCAGCGUGGUUGAAGGAGCAGUUGGCCAUCAAGGAGCCACCACCAGUUGUCGAUUAUAGUUCCCUGAAGCCCCUGCUCUCAGCCUACUCCUCCUACGACGACUACUACAGGAUAACAUCUCCACUACUGGCCCUGGAGCUCUGGAAUGGAAUAUCCAAGGACUUCGAGAUGGACGAGCAGAGAUCCAAGCACCCACCGAUCAUGGCCUGCAUCACGCCUAACACAAUCACCAGACAGCCUGUACCCAACACGAAUCUCCUAGUCACAACAUUUCUCCUGCAGGCUGUAGUCACCAGAGAAGAAAUCACUAGGCAGCAGCAACCAGUGGUAGGCGAUCUCGUUAUCUUCAGGAUCGUUCUUCGAAAGAAUGAAAAUCGCCAGUACCACACGAUCUUCGCUUACGUCUCCCAGGUGGAUCAGAGAGUCAUCACACCCUUCAUGAAGUACAAUCAAAAAUUGUUGGAGCACGUGAAGAACCCUCACACGCUGCUGACGUACUCCGUAAUGACUAAACCCCUGCCUAACAACGUCGAAGUUGAUAAUGUUCAGAAACUCAUGACAGUCAGUUAUCUCCGAUCUAGCAUGAGAAUGAUUCAAGCACUUCAGUAUUUACCCGCUUCACCACUCCUCAAACAAAUCCUCCAGCCAACAGUCGCCGAGUAUCAGCUCCCCAAUGUUGGCAAUUACGAGUCGUAUUCUCUCACGACGAAGGAAAAGCUCAAUGCCAAGCAGAUGGAGGCUGUGAUGAAAAUUACGGAAAUAGUCGUGAAACGAAUUCCCAAAAUUUGUAUGAUUCAGGGUCCUCCUGGCACUGGCAAGUCGAAGGUCAUCGUUAAUACUGUGACGGAAAUUCUUUAUGGAAAAAAUCGGUAUCAGCAUCACAAACCCACGAGAAUUCUCGUGUGUGCUCCAUCCAAUGCAGCCAUUGACGAGAUUGUUCUCAGGCUCAUGGAUAUUCGUACUAAUCUGCCCAAGGAGCAUCGCUUCAAGAUGGUGAGAAUUGGAAAGCAGGACGCAAUGCACAAGACUGUCAGAUCAAUAUCGGUUUGUGAAUUGGCUAAACGCGAUGUAGAGAAGACCACUACAGAGUACUGCAAUGGACAGAAUAUGGAGAGCAUCGAGGAGGAGAAGAAUUUUCUCAAGGCAAGAAUCAAUGCCAUCGAGUCUGAACUCGAGUAUUCCAAAGGGAAGGACGAAAAUUGUAGACAGUACAUAAUGAGAAAAUUGACUGGUGUAAAAGUCAAGUACGAUUUACUGACGAAUCCUCGAAGUGUUGAGAAUGGAGUCAAUCCAAGACAAUUGGCCAAACUCCAGAGAUCAGCUGAGAAUACUAUUCUGUCUGGAGCUGACAUCAUCACCUGCACCCUUUCAUCGUGUUACACUAAUCAGAUGGAGGCGAUAUUUGGAGGGAACAAGGAUAAAAUAUCAGUUUGCAUAGUGGAUGAGGCAACGCAGAGUGCAGAGGCUGAAACAUUAAUUCCUUUGAUGCUGGGUGUAAACACUCUGGUGCUCGUUGGUGAUCCUCAUCAAUUGCCUGCCACUGUUAUAUCUCAGGAUGCCAAAAAACUGGGGCUCGAUCAGUCCCUCUUUGCCAGGCUGUACAAUGCAUUUGAUGGACAACCAGGAAAUCCUGUUAUUAUGCUCGAUACUCAGUACAGAAUGUCGUAUCCCAUCGCCUACUGGCCAAAUCGUUACUUUUAUGCAGGUGCCCUCAAGAACUCAGCCAAUUUGAAAUCACUGCCAUUUCACUUUUAUCGAGUUAUCAAUCUGGCCUCCAAACAGAGUGAUGACAGGUUCUCAAAUACCAAUGAAGCUGCUUUUAUCAAAACUAUAAUCUUCACGAUGAUGACGUACUCGAAGCUCGAGACUAUGGGAGAUGUGCUGAAAGUGGGAAUAAUCACACCUUAUAAUAACCAGAAGAAUAUUCUCAAUGGGAUGAUCAGGGAUAUGAGUAGUGGGAUAUCUGAGGAUGUUAGAAAGAAGUUUCAUAUCGAGGUAAAUACGGUUGAUAGUUUCCAGGGGCAGGAGAGAGAUGUUAUCAUUAUGUCGUGUGUCAGGAGCUCGGGAAUUGGGUUUUUGUCAGAUCGCCAGAGGCUGUGUGUGGCUUUGACGAGGGCCAAACACAGUCUGUUCAUCUGUGGAAAUUUCCGGACCUUCGAGAGAGACGAUAUGUGGAAGACUCUCCUGGCUGAUGCUAGAUCACGUGGGAUUUACGUCGAUGGUAGUUACGGGGCUGGACCAAAUAUUGUUAAGAGGUACAUUAUGAAGGAAUCGCGUUGAGUUUUUUUUUUCUCUUUUUUGUGUACAUAUGUGAAUAAUUGAGGAGUU
Molecule: messenger RNA, 5124 nt
Organism: Fopius arisanus
Lineage: Eukaryota; Metazoa; Arthropoda; Insecta; Hymenoptera; Braconidae
Gene: Setx
Exons: 4
Coding region: 43-5076 (1677 amino acids)
Biological process (GO): termination of RNA polymerase II transcription
Cellular component (GO): nuclear body
Molecular function (GO): helicase activity; protein binding; transcription termination site sequence-specific DNA binding
Source: RefSeq, a predicted model, not a curated record